GCUCCUACGCCCCAGCCUCGUCGCGAACACUCGCGUAGCUGCACCUGUACGACCUGCAAUCGCGCAAGGCCCUCCCCGACAAAUGAGAAGGAUAGUACUCCUGCAGGUGCGAUGAGGAUCUGGCGGCACGCAAUGGCGGCUUUCGCAGCCGAGGAAUAUGCCGACGCAGUUCGUCUGCUCACAGACGCUAUCAGUGAGUCCAAGCGUGCCGAUGCCAGAGUUUCAUCCUGUGACAAAGCCUCGCGGACUGAAUCCCAUGCUUACUGGCAGGCAUCGAUCCUACCCGUUGGAUCUUCUACUCGACCCGCGGCACCUCGCACUACCGCUCCGGAACACACGCCGCGGCCCUCAGAGAUUUCCAACACGCGCUGAACUGCCUGGGUACACGCCCACCGCCGAAGUUCUGGUGCAGACCGCGCGAUGCCGCCUGCGCCUGGGCUCCCGCGGCGCGGCGCUGCUCGCCGUGCGCGAGGCGCUCAACGUCGACCCUGCUGAUGAGGCUGCACGUACACUGAAGCGGCGUCUAACACGUAUGGAGGAGGCCGAAGAGGCCUACCGGCAGGCGCGAGCAGGCGGAAGGUGGCGGGCAGCGAGGACGGCACGGGAGACGUGUGUGGGGCUGUAUGAGGAAGAGGAGUGUGUGGUCCCGGUUGAGGUCAGGUGUUGGAGUGUCCACUUGGCGGUGGCCGAGCGGGCUUGGGAGGAGGCUAAAAGUGCAGUUGAUAAGCUCUUGGCGGAAGAACCGCAAGCCAUAGAUGUAUUGCUAGCGAAGAUCACCGUGUUAUUCUUCGCAGGCGAUAUACCCGAGGCUCUCGAGCAAGCGAAGGCUGCAUUGAAGUUUGAUCCCGAUAACGUUGCAUUGAAGACUGCGUGGACCAGGAUCAAGAAUGUAUCUCGUCAUGAGGUUCGAGGUCGUGCAUACAGCCUCUUCCGCGAAUACGAGGCCGAGCUCAAAUGUUGGGGACGUGCACUGGAGUUUGUCCCUGACCGCCUGGAAGACGGAGGAGGAGGCCUGUUGCGGGCAAGCUUACUAUUCAACAAGGCGCGCGCUGAGUUGAAGCUGAAGCAAUAUGCUGAAGGACUCAAGAGCAUUGAUGCUUCGCUCAAGCUAGAUGAUCUUCGUUGGAAGCCAUAUCUCAUUAGAGGCCGCAUCCAAGUCGGUUUGGAGCUAUUUGAUCUAGCUGUGGAAGACUUCAAGAUAUGCUUGCAACGCGCACUGUUGAAGGCGAGCGAUGCAAGCACGGACGACAUUGAAUUACUUGAAAGCGAAUUGAAGAGAACUGAAAGGCUGGCCGCGAAGGCGAAGACUAAGCUAAAAGACUACUAUCAGAUCCUUGGCUUGAAACCGACCUGUACAUCGGCCGAAAUCCGCAGGGCUUACCGGACUGAAUCGCUGAAACAUCAUCCGGACAAGGGAGGGAUUGAGGAGAAAUUCAAGCUGGUCAAUGAGGCCUAUUCAACGUUGUCCGACCUAGAUGCUAGACUCAUGUAUGACGCCAAACGCGCUCGAGAAUCUCGACGAUCAACGUACAGCGCCGAAUCGGACGAAGAGUACUACUAGGAUGACAACAAGGUGAUAGAUACAGAAGUAUAUGGUAUAUUUCCGCCAGUGCAUUAAUGUUCUUGUCCAUAAUAGCUACGCUAGUACUCUAGUUAGGUUCUCUGAAGCAGCUCGAACACUCAUACUUACUACG
Molecule: messenger RNA, 1694 nt
Organism: Fomitopsis serialis
Lineage: Eukaryota; Fungi; Basidiomycota; Agaricomycetes; Polyporales; Fomitopsidaceae
Exons: 6
Coding region: 158-1561 (467 amino acids)
Molecular function (GO): protein binding
Source: RefSeq, a predicted model, not a curated record